Messenger RNA from Panicum virgatum (switchgrass), 2329 nucleotides. RefSeq names its product outer envelope pore protein 16-2, chloroplastic-like. Gene Ontology annotation, molecular function: amino acid transmembrane transporter activity. The coding region runs from base 1484 to 2020 and encodes 178 amino acids. Gene Ontology annotation, cellular component: chloroplast outer membrane. NCBI's taxonomy places the organism in Eukaryota, Viridiplantae, Streptophyta, Magnoliopsida, Poales, Poaceae. The record is from RefSeq and is a predicted model, not a curated record. The transcript has 8 exons.
UGUUCUAAUCCUGUAAGGGCCUUCCACAGGCCUACAAUCGUGAUCUUCAUGAAGACAAGGAACCGUUGUUUGAUAGCGUGAAGGCCAUAUUAGGAAUGCUUGAAGUUUGCACUGAGUUUGCUCAGAACAUUUCUUUUAAUUCUAAAAGAAUACAACGUUCCUUGCCAGCUGGUUAUCUGGAUGCAACGACAUUAGCGGAUUAUCUUGUGAAGAAGGGAGUUCCAUUCAGAACUUCUCAUGAGAUAGUCGGAAGGUCUGUUCAACUGUGCGUCACCAAGAACUGUCAACUAGCUGAACUUCAACUGGAUGACCUAAAAGCCGUUCAUCCAGCGUUUGAGGCUGAUGUGUACGAGUACUUGGGGGUUGAAAAUGCUGUAAACAAGUUCAUAUCUUAUGGCUCCACUGGUUCAAAUCAAGUAAAGAAGCAGCUCGAGGAUUGGCGCAACCAGCUCGGGAUCAGCUCAUAAGGAUUGGUAUGAAACAAGAAAUAAGCUCGCAAAUCAGUGCUUGCAAGUUUUGAACGUGUAUCUGAAUGUCAUGGACUUUCUUCUCUGCGUAUCAGUCCGUGCCUUGUGGGAACUGGAAUGAGUGAUACAAUUCUCAAUUGUGUUGAGUAGCCCUGAGCCCUAACGCUUAGUCACCAUUGCACCCAGCUUUGUUUUCAGCAAAGUAAUCUGAUUCUGUUCCAUGACUCCAUGUUGUGAAAAAAUGGGGAUUAAUGUAGCUCAUCUCUCCACUCGCCAGUCCAGUAAUGGUUGUAAUGCUCGUCACAAGCUAAGCUAUCAAAGAUGCUAACAAGCGACUUUUUCCGCUGCGAAUGACUCUGCACUCUUUUUUUUUUUGAUUAGGACUCUGCACUCUUUGUUGUGAGAGGUGAUCUUAAAGUUUAUUUGGAUCAGGAUGAGCAAAGAAAUUUCGAUGCACGCAUGGUGGGUACAGGUACACUUCGCUCGCCGACACCAACCGUUUCUUCGACGCGUUAAACUAAAACUAGUGUCCUUCGCUGAUCAGGUAAAAAAGUACGGUACAGUACUAGUUUUCUCUAUUGCCCAUAGUCCCAUAAGUAAGUAUACUGUUGGAAUGUUGGGAGCUGAAAAACCAGGCCAGCGCACAGAUUUCUCCAGGUCUCGUGAACCACGGACGCGGUGCGAGUUCCAGAAGAGUGCCACGAUUUACAACCACCGCCGGCACGUGUCCAUGUAGUCGGCGUACGUGUCACCCAUUUCUCUCCUCAGGGAAGCAGGACCAGUAGGACGUCGAUGUGUAGCGUAGUGACUGGCAGUGGCACCGCCUUGGGCCUCAGUCUCCAGAGUUCACCGCUUCGGCUUUUUCUGCAGCGCCCAACGUUUAUCUACGCAACCGCAACGUGUGCUGCAACGGAGGCGGCGCUGCCAUUGCAUACGUGCUCGAACUUGCUCGUGCACUCCAGCAUCUCAGCCAGCGAGAGGGGAGAGAGCGGCAGAGGAGGGAAGGAGGGAGGAAGAUGAGCGGCAGCGUGGAGACGCAGGCGCGGGCGUUCGCGGACGAGGUGCGCGGCGGCGCCCUGGAGGCGAAGAACUGGAUGCUGGACCUCGGCCACCCGCUCCUCAACCGCGUCGCCGAGAGCUUCAUCAAGGCCGCCGGGAUCGGCGCGGUCCAGGCGGUCGCGAGGGAGUCGUACUUCAUGACCAUCGAAGGCGAGGGAGGAUCGGUGUUCGGCGCCACUGGCUCUAGGAAACGCUCGUUCCCGGAUCUGAAUGGGACGAACAGUGGUAGCAAGUCGCCCGAGGCCAUGGUGAAAAACGUGAGCAAAGAGUCGUUGCAGUGGGGACUCGCGGCUGGCGUGCACUCCGGCCUGACCUACGGCCUGACGGAGGUGCGCGGGACGCACGACUGGCGGAACAGCGCCGUGGCCGGCGCCAUCACGGGCGCCGCCGUCGCGCUCACGUCGGACCGCGCCUCGCACGAGCAGGUCGUGCAGUGCGCCAUCGCCGGCGCCGCGCUCUCCACGGCCGCCAACGUGCUCUCCGGCAUAUUCUGAUUCCGUCCUGAGCCCGCCGGCCGAAGCGCAGGCGCGCCGUCGCGCUAGCUCCCAUCUUUGGUGGGUGUUGGCGGCUAGUUCUGUCCGCGCCCUCUGUUGAACGGCGUACCCUAAUGUUGCCAUCGCUAUGUUCUAGUAGCACUAGCAGCCCCCCUUCUACGAUAAUUUGGGGUGUUGCAUCAAUGUGUCAUGGAUGCUUUCAGCAACAGUAUCUCGUAAGCGGACUGCAGUAGAUGCCAUUGAUUUGUAGCGAAAAUGGCCUCUCAUGCCAUAUUUCAAUAUAAUGUUUUGUCGAUUAAUGACACACAC